AUGAGGCUCGGCCUCAAGAAGCGUCCCAAGAGAGAAGGGAUUCUAAUUCCCAGUCCAGCCAAAAGCAAGACUUCGGCCACAGCCCACUCUCGAGACGCGCCUCCACGUCUCGCCUUCGCGCUCGACGCAGUCGAGUCAUCGCGCUCGUUCGUCACCGUCGCUUUACAGCUCGCGCCCUGCCUCAUUGCCUCCAUCGAGGGUCGCUUCACAUUCAACUUCGUCCUCGAGCAACGGGCGAUACUCGAGGCGCGGCGACUCAUCCACAUCCACAAUGCGACCUUUGGUGAUGUCUCGGCGAUCUCCCCAACCGGCGCCUAUUGCAACCUCGUCAUCAUCAACGUCUACACCUUUUCAAUGCACUCGUACUCAUACCGCGCUGCCUAG
Messenger RNA from Cyclocybe aegerita, 384 nucleotides. The record is from the annotation of a GenBank genome assembly. NCBI's taxonomy places the organism in Eukaryota, Fungi, Basidiomycota, Agaricomycetes, Agaricales, Hemipholiotaceae.